Lycium barbarum (goji berry) is the source of this 692-nucleotide messenger RNA. RefSeq names its product acyl carrier protein 2, mitochondrial-like. Gene Ontology annotation, molecular function: acyl carrier activity; acyl binding. NCBI's taxonomy places the organism in Eukaryota, Viridiplantae, Streptophyta, Magnoliopsida, Solanales, Solanaceae. The coding region runs from base 63 to 446 and encodes 127 amino acids. Gene Ontology annotation, biological process: fatty acid biosynthetic process. Gene Ontology annotation, cellular component: mitochondrion. The transcript has 2 exons. The record is from RefSeq and is a predicted model, not a curated record.
CUACAUAGUACCAACCUUUGUGUUCUUUCACAGCACAUCUCUGUAUAUCUCUUUGUUUAUCAAUGGCGGCGAGGAAUGCAUUGUUGAAAUACUUCAGAGUGGAAUGUCGUAUUCUUGAAAAGACUAGAUUUAUAGGAACCCCAUUUGCUCAGAUUCUUGUGAAACGUAACUUGUCAGAUGAAGUUAGGGGUUCAUUUCUUGACAAAUCUGAAGUUGCUGAUCGUGUCAUUAAUUGUGUUAAAAACUUCCCUAAACUCGACCCUUCAAAGGUUACCCCAAAUGCUCACUUCCAAAAUGACCUCGGUUUAGAUAGUUUAGACACUGUUGAAAUUGUGAUGGCCCUUGAAGAAGAGUUUGCGUUCGAGAUUCCUGACAAUGAAGCUGACAAAAUCAGCUCCAUUAAUCUAGCUGUUGAUUUCAUUGCAUCUCACCCCCAGGCUAAAUAAGGGCACAAACUGGCCUUAAGGGUGCCCAUGUCUGUUAUUUUUGUUCUCUCUUUUCCAUUAGACUCUGCUGGCUGGUUGUUAAAUGUAUGCCUUCUGGUCAGCUUGUUUAAGUUUUGGAUUAAUUCGUAACGAUGACAAUCACGUUCAUAAUGUAGUGGGCUUAAUUGGCUUCAUUAUCUAUGAUGUCUAUACGGAUAAGAACUUCACGUUUUGGAAUAAAUGAGCUGCGGGAUACAUUUAUUUCAA